AUGUCUCAUCAGAGAAAGAUCGUAUUUCUCAUCGAUGAGCAUUCAAUUCUCAGCGCUUAUGACGGAUUGUAUCAGAUCAGAAGGGCAAUGAUGCGCAUCUUACUUUACUAUUGUCAGCUCUAUAAUUUACAAUCCACUGAUGGAUCCCUUGUAUGGAGCUACCGCUUUUUCAGCACCCAAACGCGAUAUUACAACUGUACCAUGCGUCACUUCUAUACAGUCGAUAUGGAAGGCUUUGAAGAACUAAACAAUGAAUACCAACUUAGAAAAACAGAACGCGAAGGAAUGCACUCAAACAAUACAUAUCGUAACAACAGCACUAGCCUACAUUUUCCCUGCAAAAAGAUAUUAGAAGUUCUUAAGGAAUCUCUGGGUGACUUUCAAUGGGAUACUGAUAUGGAUGGGUCUACCGCGCAGUAUAUGUUCCUUAUUACUGCUUCACCAAAUAAUAAAAGAAGCUUGCUGGCCUAUUUCGAUAAAGCGUUUACAACAGAAGAAACCGACGAGUUACUACAGAAGCCAAGUAUCCUGCCCGUCUUUAAUAAUCACUUAUUCGAAGAAUUCGCGUCCGAUUUGAAAAAGACAUUGUAUAAUGACUUUAAAAGGCGAAAUUUGAUAUUAAGCAUCAUUGACACUGAUUACAAGCUGGAAGAAUAUCCUGAUCAAACGCCGGAUUGGUUAGAAGUACAGAUUGAAAACGGAUUAAAGCAUGUUGCAGAAAACUUUAACGGACAAUACAUUCUUCUCCAAGAAAUCAUGCGUCCACAUGGCAUGUAUGGCCAUUCUUUUUAUGCAGAACUUGACAAUAUCUUGCCUACUGGUUUACCCCAUGACUGGGCAAACGAUAAUGUGUCAAGCAGACGCAGCACUGCUGGUGGUACCACAUGUGAUAGCGUUAAUGCCACCGAUCAACUUUGGACUGGUACGCUUACCCUCAAGUCAGGAAAAUCCAUAGGUAUAUUUGAACUUUUGCCUUUUUCGCGAAACCAACAGUACAAAACUAUGUGGUAUGACGACUAUGCAGAACUAAGGAUUGUUGACACAUACCAUAUGAGAGAAUUCCCUCAUUCAUGGUUAUUGGACGUUGAUGAAGAAGAACACAACAAGGGGCCUUAUGCUUCCCAGUUUAUGCUGGCUUUUAAUGAGGGAGAGACCCCUGAGGUCUUUGAUGCUGUUUUAGAUGAAUGUCACUAUCAACAGUCGGUGCUUAUUGCUGAAAUGGUACCUUUGGAGGGAAGAGGGAUUCUUCCACCGAUCUUUUUCGUUAUAGAACCUUUAUCUCGUAUGACGGCUACUGCCCGGCAACUCAAUUUGACAGCCUUACCCUCCCAUCAACGCUCUUGUGAAUACGAAGAUGCUGACACUGAUGACGAAGAAGCUGAAGAACAAAUGGUUCUGUUUAUAGAUGAAGAUUACCCACUCGGAUCGUACCUUUCCAUAGAUAAUUUGUCAAAUGUAACAACACUUGGUGGCCCGGCUCCAAGUAAAGACGCUGUCAAAUGGAAUUUGGAAGCUCCUGAAUGUCUAAAACAAUGGUAUGCUGCAAAAAAAGCGCAGACAUUGAAGAGCCAAAAUGAGUUGGAAGCCGCCGAUGAUGAAACCGAUUCAGACGCCGAAGUUUUUGCGCUACCUAAAGAUAUACCUUCCUUUAUUGAAAGUCUCAAAGAUUAUUAUUAUAAAUGCUUGUAUAUGAAAGAGUUUACGUUGAUGGAAUUUCUACAUUUGACAAAUGAAUUCGUCGUUCAUUUAUUGAAGAAAGGGCAUCAGGCCGCAGAAAUUGCAAAUUCGAUAGAACAAUCAUUAGCGUCAAAUAACACGGAGAGGUUGAAAGAAACCUAUAAAGUCAACGAGAAUUACGUGCUUGAGACACUUAUUGACAACCCUAAAGCUACUAUAUCGUUGCAAGAAGAUAGUAUUAUCCGAGAAUGGUGGUCAGAUGUGAUGUCAACAGAACGCGAAAUAAAGUAUGCGGACAAUUGUUGGAUGUAUUUAAGGAUACGCGAUAUCAUGCUUCAGAUUGUGCUCCAUUUGUUCAUUAUCAGAUUGACAAAAGAUAUUACCAGUGAAGAAAUCCUUGAGGAGAAAUACGAUCUUAUCGAAGCAUUCCUAUCAAACAUUACAGGGCACUUUCUGGUCCACAAGAAGGCUGAACUUGACGAUGAAAAUGACGAGGAUAAUGACCCUAUGGAUCUAACUUAUGAUGUUUAUGACGAUGUUGAGUUCGUUGAAAUAGUUACACCAUAUUUUGAGCAGAAUCUGCCAGAGUUAAUAGGGUCCUUAAGAGAAACUGCUGGACUUGAUGUUAUAAAGGUUAAGUUGCGGUCUCUCGAAGAAUUAGAAGAAGCGUAUCGUCGUGCUCAAGAAAAAGCGCUUCAGGAGAAAGAAAUCCAGACUGUAGAAGUAAAAGAAGUAUAUUCUAUGUCCCCCGAAAACCUGGAUACAUACUCCUCGCCUACUGUUACCUCUCCUCCGCAAUAUACCAACACCGAACAUGUUCCUCCUAUAUCUUUAAAAAGAAAGUAUUCCGAAGUUGAAACUGAGCCAUCGAAAAAUCAAGAAGAAUCUACGGAUACUACUCCCGAAAAAACAAAGCGAGCUCGGCGAACAGAUCCCGGAGCAUUAUUCCCUGCAACCGCAUUAGGCCACAAGCCAUCUCCUUCUAAUUCUUUAAAAAUAAAGCAUUCCCAAACUGAAAGUGAACAAUCAAAAAAUGGUGAAGCAUCUACGGGUUCUAGUCGUGAAAGAACAAAACGAACGCGACAAUCAGAUUCUCGAGCACUUUUGAAUGCAGCCGCAUUAAGCCAGAAGCCAGAGAUAAACAGAUCGAACAGUCUGCUUGAAUCACUUAGCAAACGGCAAAUGACCAUUGCUCCAGGUGUGAGUUCGAGACUUGAGCAAUACCGUGGUGAAGCAGCCAGAGAGGCUAUAGACAAAGUCAAUCGAUCCAAAGUGAAUGGCGUGCCCACAAUGAAACGUGUUGGAAGCUUCAUGGUUAGUAACCGACCUCCUCCUAAAAUACCUACUACUCAUACCCGACAGGCAAAUUCUGAAUAUGUUAAGGUUCGCCGAGAUACAACUUAUAACCCUAACCCAGAUGAUACCCCAAGGACCUCCUUCAGUCGCUUUUUCAAUACAAAUUUUCACGAGGAAUAUGCAGAUUCACCUAGCAGCCGUACAGACCGAACAGGGUCGGAUGACACGGGUUCUGGUGUAUUGUACAACUCGUAUGGUAGAAGCAGUACGCUUUUAACCGUUGACGACGAGAAAAGUGAAGCUGCAGGCCGAGCUUUUUUUAACAGAGCUAGUGGAGAAGAAUCCUCGACACCCACCGUUGAAAAAUCAGCAAUAGACAGCUGGUUUGCUGAUGAUAGUGACGAUGAUGACGAGAAAAGUAAAGCUGUAGGUCGAGCUUUUCUUAACAGAGCUAGUGCAGAAGAAUCCUCGACACCCACCGUUGAAAAAUCAGCAAUAGACAGCUGGUUUGCUGAUGAUAGUGACGAUGAUGACGAGAAAAGUAAAGCUGCAGGUCGAGCUUCUCUUAACAGAGCUAAUAAAGAAGAAUCCUCGACACCCACCGUUGAAAAAUCAGCAAUAGAUAGCUGGUUUGCUGAUGAUAGUGACGAUGAUGACGAAAAAGAUGAAGAGUGA
Molecule: messenger RNA, 3648 nt
Organism: Mycotypha africana
Lineage: Eukaryota; Fungi; Mucoromycota; Mucoromycetes; Mucorales; Mycotyphaceae
Exons: 5
Coding region: 1-3648 (1215 amino acids)
Source: RefSeq, a predicted model, not a curated record